Molecule: messenger RNA, 708 nt
Organism: Coprinopsis cinerea okayama7#130
Lineage: Eukaryota; Fungi; Basidiomycota; Agaricomycetes; Agaricales; Psathyrellaceae
Product: FG-GAP repeat domain-containing protein
Exons: 2
Coding region: 1-708 (235 amino acids)
Molecular function (GO): phosphatidylcholine lysophospholipase A1 activity
Source: RefSeq, a predicted model, not a curated record
AUGCGUUCCCUCAUCUGCUUGGCAGUUGCUACAGCCCUCCUUCCCAACGCGUUUGCGUUUACGGGAAAAACAUGCCGAAUCAUGCCUCUUGGUGCCUCGAUCACAUUUGGUGUAGGAAGCAGUCAGGGCAAUGGAUACCGCGACGAUCUCUACAAUCUACUUGCCCGAGAUGGUAACGUCGUGAACAUGGUCGGGAACAACCCCGCCGUAGACUCGACCUUCCAUGACAAGGACACCGAAGGAUGGUCUGGCCGGACCAUUGACGAUGUAGCAGAGAAGAUGCGAAUCUCAAUGCCCAAGAACCGUCCUAACAUCGUCACUGUCCUCGUCGGAACCAACGACAUGACAAGGAACAUCGAUGUCGGCAGAGCACCAGAAAGACUCAGCAGGAUGAUUGGUGAAAUCCUAGACUUCCCACCGCUCACCCUCGUUGUCGUCUCCACCCUCCCUCCCAACAGGGAUCCUGCUGCAAAUGCUAGAAUUAACGCUUACAACGCCGCACUUCCCAACGUUGUCCUAUCUUGGGCUAACCGAGGGAGGUCGGUGGUGUUUGCCGAUUGUGGUCGGCUUGUUGGCGUUACAGAGAUUCCAGAUGGUACUCAUCCCAACGAUGCCGCGUACGAGCGGAUUGGAAGGUGCUUCUACGACGCGAUUGUUGGUGCAGACCAUAGAGGUUGGAUCUUCCCUGUUGACGGACCCCCUCCUUAG